AUGAAUUUAUACCAAAUUGAUAAAUUUACUCAAAUAACCUUACCAUAGUCACUCUAAUCCAAUUCUACAUCUAAUAUUUAUAUUGAUAAUGAAUGGCUUGAUCAAUAAUUAAAAUAAAUUCAAUAGGUGGAUUUCCAAAAUUAUAACCUACCCAGUAAUACAGAUAUUUCAUAAUUUGUAUUGUAAUAAUCAUAUGGGGAAACACCAUCUUUAUAAUAAAAUAAAAAAGAGGAAUUUGAAUUUUCUAUACUCAAUUUAGAUAACCUUGAAGAUGAUGAAUAAAAUAAAUAUUCUCAAAACAAAAAAUAUUAAUUAGAAUAAAAGAAAAAGAAUUUUAAAAAAAGUAAAACAACAACCAAUGGAUUUGCAUUAGAUGAAACUGAUUUAUUUUAAACAGAAUAAGAAUCAUUAAGAAAAUGGAAGAGUUCAUAAAUUUAAAAAAAAUCAGAAUUUACAAAAUAAUUUAAUGACUAUAAAUAGAAUUGUUAGAUAGAAAUAGUUGUUAAGUAUUUUGGAUCAAAAUAUUAAUAAACACUAUUAGUAAAUGAUUAAAUUAUAGCAGCAGAAUUAAUAGUCUUAGCACUUAAGACAUUUUAAUAAGAUUAAUUUAGUGAUAAAUCAAAAUAUGAAUAUCCUAAUUUCACUUUAGCUUAUAAAUUAAUUGGAACAGAGAUUACUCCAGCUAAAUUUGCAUUUACAAAUGAUGAAAAUUUUGAUAAUGAUAGUUUUAAAUUUGAUGAUGAAUCUUUAGAAAAUCCAGAAAUUGAUUUAGAAUCUCAAGUAUUUUAUAAAACUGUUGAAUUAUUACCAGGUUUAAACUCUUUUGGAUUAGAUUUCUAAUUCAUAAAAUAAACAUAUCUAACAAAUCCAGAAUUUCUUAUUUUAUUAAUAGAAGAUCCAAAAUCAUAAACAUUUUAUCAUAUAAAAGUAAAUAAAAAUGGAAAUCUUAAAGAUUGUUAAAAUGAAUUAAAUAGAAAAUUGACUAGAAAAUAUUUAAAAAAUGAUUAUUAUUUAAGUUUGAAAUAUCCAUGUGUAAAUUAUGAUUGUGGAGAUCUUGGAUAACAAUUUCCAAUUAAUUAAUUACCUCUUCAUUGGUUAGUAAUCUAAUCAAAAUCUUCAAAUUUAUUAUAAGAAUCUAUAGAUGAAGCUAAUGUUGUUUCAAAUAAAAAUAAUAUUAAUAAUCUUCAAGAAAAUAAUAAUCAAACAAAUUCAUGUAGAUUUUUAUCAUUAGAUUUUAUGUAAUUAGCAACUGUUGAAAAAAUGCCAUUAUUAUAUGGAUACUAAGAAUUUAAUCUAUUAAAAUAUGAUAAAGGAUGUUUUAAUGAGAUUAUCUUUGGAAUAGAUUAUUUUGAUAUCUAUUAUUAAUAUAAUGAAAAAUAAAGCAAAAAGAUUGGGAUAAUCAAUUUUAUAUAUAAGUUAGCAAAAUAAAUAUUCUUAGAGAAAAGUGAAAAAAAACAAUAUAAAAGAAUUCCAUUAAAUGUGAUAACAGAUUUAAAAUAAAAGAAAGAGAAAUACUUUGAGAUACAUUAUGAAUUAUUUGAUGGAUUUAAAAAGAAAUUAUUAUUUUGUUCAAGAAAUGAUGAUAAAAAUGUAAUAAGAGAAGUUUAUAGUAAAUUAGAAUAUUUAGUAUCAAUUUAAUAAUUUAAUGAAUGA
Molecule: messenger RNA, 1653 nt
Organism: Paramecium pentaurelia
Lineage: Eukaryota; Ciliophora; Oligohymenophorea; Peniculida; Parameciidae
Source: the annotation of a GenBank genome assembly